UACUUAUAUGUGUAUGUUUGUGUACAUGAUAUUUUAUUUUUAUUUAUUUAUUUUUAUAUUUUAUUUUUAAUAUUGGUAUAUAUAAUUAUUUAACUUAGUGUAUGUGUAGUUUUCCUAUUCCUUUCAUUAUUUCUUGCACUACCAUUUUUGAAAUGUCUAUUCUUUAUUUCCUGCUACCCUAAGGUUGUCUGGUAGAGAUCGCUUACAGCGAUAAGACCGCCUGUUGCUACCUAUGUUUAAUGUCUGCUAUUUGUAAUCUGUUAUCCUUGUGGUGCAAUAAAGAAUAUUUACUUACUUACUUAAUUAUACUACUGAAUGUAAUAAGUUACUAUUAAUAAGCUUGGCAAUAAAUUUCUAUUAUGCAUUUCAGAGUACAAUGUUCUUAAAGAACAUAACUACUGUUUGAAUCAAGAAGAAGGGGAUGACACCACAGUACAAGAGCCAGUUACGCUAAUGGCCAUGUCAGGUCUUGUUCACCUGCAAGAACAUCUUUAUGCACUACCUUCGCCAAGUCAAACAGAUGUCAGAUCAAAGUCUAUGGACAAAGCGGAUGUCCUUCCAGAAGAACUUCAAAACCCAGUUCCUUCAACAUCAGCGCUGCCGACAGCUACUGAGAAUCAUGGCAUCAUAGACGAACGAAUGAAUAUGCCGAUGGAUACCAUGCAGACUACAGCUGAAGCUGUAACCUUUUUUGACGAACCGUUUGACUCUGUGAAUGGAUCACCAGGGCAAGGAAAAGGCAAACUUCGAUGCGCUGUCAAAGCAAAUUCAGAUCAUAUUGAAUUUUGGGAAAGAGCGUUACGCAUAUUACAAAAUAUAACGUUUAUAGACGAGAAUAGUAAGCUGGCUAAACGGUUUCUUCAACCAAGACAAGUGAGAGUUCCUUGCUUAGAAGGGUGGAUCACGACGUUGAAUAGUUUUCUGGGCCUAUCCAAAUUUCUAUUUACCGAACACAAAGUAGAGUACUUUUAUACCAAAUUCCUGAAUCAGGAUCCCCUGGAGAACUUCUUUGGUCGUAUAAGAGCUCUUAAUUAUAGAAAUGUUAAUCCAGACGCCAACACCUUUAUAUAUAGCUUUAAGUCUUUAGUUUUAAGCAAUAUUAUAGCUCCACAAUCAAAAGUAAUGAAUUGUGAAGACGAUGACGGCGAUACUAUUAUUAAGUUAUUAUUUUAUUUAUUUAUUAUACUCAGAAUUACAAAACAUAACUUAAAUACAAUGCUCCACAAAACUACAAUUAGUUUGACUGUGGUGAGUGUGGAGUCGUUUCAGUCUCUUUUAUACAGUUUUCUUAUUAAAUAUAGUUAAAUAUACAAAUUAAUAUAUAUAACUUCUAAAUGUGUUAUGUACUUAGUUUGAAGUAGGCAGGAUCGCUUAUUAUAGAGUAUCCAAGAGAUGUUUUUUAAGAGCCUUUUAAAAGUACUUUUUUUGGAUUCCAGUACUAUAUCCCCGGGCAAAGAGUUCAAGAGAUAAGGUAUUCGUUUUUGAAGCGUUCUGUCGCCAUAAUAAUUUGACACUCUGGGUACUACAUAUUUGCCCGCGGAUAUCGACCUGGUGUUGUGGCUAUGGUUGACUAGUUCAAGAUGGUCCUGUCUGCCAUGGUUUUUCAAGGCCAACAUAUAUUUAAGUUUGGAUGAUAUGGGUAGAAUUUUACAUAUUUUAAAUAAUUGUUUGUAGUCUUUAUUGCAACUGUUUUUAACUUUUUUACUGACUAGCAAUUUUAAAAAACGGGUUUGUAAAUUUUCUAGCUUAUCUAUAUUAGUUUUAAAAGUGAGGCCAUAGCAGUCAAGACCAUAGCUGAUAAUAGAGUCUAUUAGAGAAUUGUAUAUACAUUUUAGUGUGCGGAUAGGAACUUUAAAACUUAGAUUACUAAUUUAAAACAACUAAAAAACCGAAAAGCCCAGCUCAAAGCGAAACUGAAAAUGCGUCAAAAAAUGUAAUUACGCCGUCGUCGUCUUCACUUACAAGAGAAUCUGCAAACACGGAAAGAAUGAAAGUCCAAAUAUCUGCAUACACUGCAGGGUAUUUAUGCAGAAAACUAACAAAAAAGAUAAACGCUUGCUCCAAAUCUUAUACCACCAAAGAACACCAGGGUAUCCAUGAAUAUAUACGUCACAGGGAAUAUAAAAGAUUAAAAAAUCAUAAUUUAAGUUAUCCCAAUGGAAAAUUUUUGAUAGUGUCGUGCCAUCUGAAUAAUGUGAAAAAGACAAUAACACAAAUCAUAAAAUCUCGAUUUAACUUGUCUUGGUUAGGUUGCAGAGACCACCAGAUACCGGUAACCCAGCUAGCUACAUAUUAGUAAUCUGUGAUGUAGUUUCUAUACCUAUGUAUAAGACUAGCAACAGUAGCAACAUUAAUAUUUAUGGUUGUAACAUGUACCAAAUACUAUGUAAACUCUACGAGUUAAUACGUGCAGCUCGGUGCCGAAGUUGGCAACAUGCACACUAGCGCUCCUAGCGGUAUGAGUUGAUCAAAAUAGUUUAGUUUUAUAC
Messenger RNA from Leguminivora glycinivorella, 2489 nucleotides. RefSeq lists its product as uncharacterized. Bases 454 to 1305 code for a protein of 283 amino acids. The record is from RefSeq and is a predicted model, not a curated record. NCBI's taxonomy places the organism in Eukaryota, Metazoa, Arthropoda, Insecta, Lepidoptera, Tortricidae. The transcript has 4 exons.